This is a messenger RNA of Choloepus didactylus (southern two-toed sloth), 4952 nucleotides long. RefSeq names its product F-box protein 47 (gene FBXO47). The record is from RefSeq and is a predicted model, not a curated record. Lineage: Eukaryota; Metazoa; Chordata; Mammalia; Pilosa; Megalonychidae. The transcript has 10 exons. Gene Ontology annotation, molecular function: protein binding. Bases 192 to 1403 code for a protein of 403 amino acids.
AGUUCUGGGGCGGACUGCGGUCGUAUGGUACUUCUUCCCGAAGAGAAAGCCUUGUGGAGAUUUUUUUCUAUAAAAAAAAAAUUAAGAAAUUUGAGAAUGAUGGAACAAAACUACUAAAUUUCAUUUUCCUGUGACUCCUUAGCUGGAAAACUAUCAAAAUCUGUGGAUGAAUUUAUGAGAUAAGAAAAAGGAUGGCAUCCAGAAUAAACACCAGCUUCACUUUGAUCCCCAACCAGAAAUACAGACGGAGUAACCGUCGACCCAGCUAUUUUUCCAACACCCCUGACUCAGAUUCUCAGCCCUUAUCAACAUUUGGGAAUUUUAAAGCCUUGCCAUUGGAAAUAUUCCAAAUAAUCUUAAGAUAUUUGUCAGUGAAGGAUAUCAGCAUGCUGAGCAUGGUGUCUAAAACAGUCAGCCAGCACAUUAUCAAUUAUAUCUCAACCUCAUCAGGAAGCAAAAGACUCUUACUGCAGGAUUUUCAUAACCUUGAGCUGUCUGGCAGGAAACAAGACUCUGCUAUACUGAAUCACUACAGAUGUCUAGGUCUACUAUUUAAAAGAUGUACGUUGUUGCUGCCCACAAAAGAAAGGCUAAAGUACAUUCACAAAAUACUCGCAGAAGUUUCAUGUUUUAAAUUCAGUGGCUGUGCAGUUCCUAUGCAGUGCUCAGGAUUACCAUGUUAUGGCUUGUUUUUACAGACCUUAACAGCAGGUUGGGAUGAACUUGAGUGCCAUCGUGUUUAUAACUUCUUAUGUGAGCUGACUAAUCUUUCCCGUAAGAUGCAGACUGUUGUCUGUAGUAAACCAGGAAGUGCCCGGAAACUGGAAUUAAGGAUCAGGCUGUUCUGUAGAAAUGUUUUGCUUGAUCAUUGGACACAUCGUAGUGACUCUGCUUUUUGGUUGACUCGUAUAUUAAAACCAUGGCCAAUGGUGAAUCAGGCAAGAUUACUAUAUAUCAUCUUCGGGCCAAUAUCUCCUCAUGAUGUGGUUCCCCGUGAGUGGCUUCUAGAGAAUAAUGCACGUCUCCUAAUCCUAAGUGGGAAUAACAUCUGUUUCACUUUCAUGGCUAGUAAAGCUGUGAAUGGACGAGUCAUUGAACUGGCAAGGCUGAUAGUCUUUUUGGCUUUGGUGUGUGAGAAAGAACUGUACUGCAUGGAUUGGGCAGUUAAAAUGAUGCAAAAAGUUUGUAAAGUCUUUAGCACUCCAGUGGAAAGAAAUAACUUCCUUCAAAGUGUGGCAAAUGCAUUUGCAUGUGUUACAAUGGAAAUGCUGCAGUCAGUUAUGUCUGGUGACCAUGAUGAAGACAACAGAAGCUUUUUGAAUUUGUUCCAUCUUGUGCAUGCACAGGCUAACUUCCAUAAAGAGGUCCUGUAUUUGACCAUGAUGAAUACUCUCUCAACCUAAAUACUCAGAAAGCCCUGUCUUUAGAGAAUACCUCACUAAACUAACAAUUAGAAGAGUGCUACUUUUUCACACCUGAAGGAUAGCAUCCAUGGAACUUUUUAACAUCUAAAUAACCUAAGAAUUCAAAAGAUGCAUAGAAUUUUAGAAGCAACUGCUUACACCAUUAUUAUAUAAAAAUAACAGGCAAACCCAAGAAUGUAUUGAGGUUCUCUGGAAAACAAGCUGUGCCUCUUCGGAUUUGGGUAAAUCUGACACCAAUCCAAAAUGGAACAUUACCUGUCCAAGAAUCUGGGGCCAACCCAACCUGCAUGUGUGAAUGGUUGAAGCAAGAGCAAAUGCGGGUUUAUAUUUAGAAAAUAUCCAAAUUCACUAAAUAGUAUGUAACUGUUUGCUUCGCUUAGGUUAUGUGGACAUAGCCUAGAAUGUUUUCUGAUUUGCAGUGUGGUGUUUUGGAAUGUGCAGAAUGUAAAUCAUAUUCUUUAUCACCUUCUUGGCAUACAAUUAAAAAGAACAUUAUAAUUAUAUUUUGUUCAGGCUUUGCAUGAACUAAGAUAAAGAAACUAAAGGAUGUGUGUGUGUAUAUAUAUAUACAUACAUAUAUAUGUGUGUGUUUAUGUGUGUAUAUAUAAAUUUCUCUAAGAUGGAUAAUAUAAAAGGUCUAUAAAAAGAGGAAAGUUUAUGUUAUCUCAAUGCAAUCAAAUCACCUUUUAUACUUUCCUGGAGAUUACAGUUCAAUGUUGCCAAUAAAGGAAAAUAUAAAGUGGAAGAAAUAGCUAUUCUGCUGCCAGAACAAACUUCACAAGAAAUUUUUGUGUGUCGUCUUCAAGGUUUUCUUCCCAUCUUAGAAACUGGGACUUGAACGAAGGUUAGAGCAGCCCAGGAGAGAGUGGGGUUUCUUUUCACUCAAGGAAAUGGGUUCCAAGAAGCUCUAGGACUAUUUCAGCCUCACUAGCAUCUGCCUCCACAACUUUCACUAUCAAAGUAAAAAAUAAUACUGCCUAACGAGGCUGAAAUAAUACUGGCAGCCUCCUGGAUCUCCCAUUUUCUUCUCCUUAGUUUUGAUCACUUUGCUUCUGCUGAAGACACACCCCUUCCCACUGUAAUACUCAGAGGCUGGCUUUCUUUUCCCAAACUCUUGAUUUAACUCACCUCUGGAGCUGAUGAAGGGAAGAAACACUAGAAGACAUGGAAAUUACUAGUGGAAGUGGAGUAUAAAUUGGGAGAAAUUCUCAAGUGUUUGGCAAGAGGUGCUCUGUAUGUUAGAGAUUUAAUAAGACAGGAAGAGUGAAAAUUGUGGAGAAAAUAUAAAUUGUGACAACAGGAUUCUACUGUAUUUCAAUACCAAAAACACUUACCUUCACUUUUGGAGGGUCAGAAAUUAACUGCCUUUCUUUGAUGAAAAGUCUGCCUGAGAAUAUCUCAGAGCAUUUCAGGGAGAAAAAAAAAAAUUGUCCAGCUAUAAUUCCAUUGAUGACAGAAAGAAUUUUUUCCAGAGUUUAGCAUUUGCAAUUUUAUGCAGAAAUGAAGUUCUUGCUCUUAUCCUAGUUUCAUUUUCCUCUUUUUAAUUUAAGAAUUCACCCUCAACUGAAUAAUAAUGAUUAAAGUUGGCAGACACCAGAAUGUAAAAUUACACCUUAAUUAGCCUUUUCUUCCCUCUCUCUCUCUCUCUCUCUCUGUCUUUCUCAUCUCUAUCUCUAAUUUGUAUCGCUAUCAUCUCUCUCUUUCUUUUCCAUGCAUCCUUUGGAAAGCCUAAUAGAUUUAUUUAUCAAAACAAUAGUGAUUCCAGGUUGAGAGAAUGCCUAUGAAAUUACUUGGAGAAAAAAGGAAAAAUAAGGAAAAAGUAAAAUAUAUAAUAUAGUGAAUAUUUAAAAUAUUUUACUAAAUGGUAGAAAUUUCAUUCUUUUAGAGAAAGAAAUUUGGUGUUGUGACAUUUCCUUGAAUUAUCAUUUUAAAUUAUUCAGGUCUCCACAGUGGUUAUUUUCAGCAAGUUUACAGAAAUAGCAUGGUUUAAUUUUAAACAUUUUUGAUCCGGACUUUGAAUCUCAUUGCACACCUGGACUGACAUAGCUGCUGCUGUAAAUUUUUAACUCACAUUAUUUCAUCAUUCUCAGUGAUUGUGAGGUUAUUAUUUCACCCUCCCCAGAAAUCUGGAAUGUAAAAUUUGACUCAUUCUUUAGGAACAGUACAUAAAUGGUAUCAUUUUGCUACCUAUGGAAAGUAAACUGACAAAUUCUUUAUUUUGUUAUUAAUAAAUAAAAAUCAUUUGAACUCAUAUUUUCAUUUUCCUCAAUUCAGCAGUCCAGUUUUUUUGCCGAGUACAUUUGUCAUCAUGAAUAAGGUAUGAAGUGGAAGAUUAACUUUGAAAAGCAUGAAUUAAGAUUAUCAUUAGUAGUGAUAUUUAAGUGAUGGCCCGGGCAGUUUUUGCCACACAAAAAAGGAGUAUUUGCCCCCUGAAAACAACAGGAGGCAAUUUCUAACUAACUAUAGAACAGUCAUAAUAACAUAACCAUGUAAACUACUAACUGGUCAGAUAAUUUAGCCUUUUUUUCUAAAUUAGAAGGUUGAUCUGGUUUCCAGCUCUUUUUUCCUUUUGAUAGUGAUUUUCUCAGUCUCCUUUGACUCCUCUUUAUAGAAUGAUUUUUACUUUCACUAGAAGGCGGGCCCAACAACAAUUCAUUAUAUUUAUCAUUAUUGUUUCUACAUAUACGCACCACCCCAUAAUAGUACUAAUAACAAACUAAUGAUGCUGCUUUUCUUAGAAACUAAUUUGGAGUUCAUAUCUUGUGAUAAAUACUCUGUACCUUAUGAAACCAUAGAACAUCUCUUUCUAAAAUUUAUUUGGAUGACUGCUUCUCAUAUCUUUCUGUCCCCCAACUUGAUCAUAUUCCCAAAGCAGGCAGUAAAUUACUAUACUUGGGAAUCAAGCUGUUUUUUUAUCAGCUGCUCUUGAUAGCAUGAACAAUAGACAUCUUGUUUCACAUGUUAUUUUUAUCUGUUAAUAGAAUAAAGAAUUUGUCAGUUUACUUUUACUGGUAACAAAUGAUAAACACUUUUUCUGUCCCAUGAUAACUCAGUUCAUGAUUUGAGUUCUUCUGUUAAUAACAAGGGUUUUAUUGCCAGGAUAAUUACUCACAUUUGGAGACUAGAGCAAUUUAUGAGGUGCCCAGCAGAAGGUGCAGCUGGAAGAAGCAUCUUAUGUCAAUAGAAAAACAAAAGUUAAUCUCUUCAUGUGGCAAUUACUCGAGUUAACUUCUUAUGUGAAUAGUACUCAAUUAUAUGAUUACAUAUUUUUGUGUCAAUUAAUGUUGUCAACAGUAAAAACAAAGCUGCUACAAAAGCAUCUUUGGUUAUUGGAUAUCUUACUAGCAAUGUGACUUCCUUGGCAAUUUUGCUAGCAAGUAGCUAUGGAACCUGUAAAAAAUCAGGAUAUGAACAUAUGCUACUUUAUUUAUUGGGACAUCACUAAGAGAGGAAAGAUGACCUGAAAGACAAUUGUAUUGGACAGUCUUCCCUAGGUAAAAAAAAAAAAAAAAAAAAAAAAUGUGCCAA